This is a messenger RNA of Amborella trichopoda, 4366 nucleotides long. RefSeq names its product structural maintenance of chromosomes protein 2-1. The record is from RefSeq and is a predicted model, not a curated record. Gene Ontology annotation, biological process: chromosome organization. Lineage: Eukaryota; Viridiplantae; Streptophyta; Magnoliopsida; Amborellales; Amborellaceae. Gene Ontology annotation, cellular component: chromosome. Gene Ontology annotation, molecular function: ATP binding; protein binding; ATP hydrolysis activity.
ACUUCAAUAUAUUUCCCGCCCUUUUUCAUCUCUCUGAAAUCACUUGGGUUUUGGCUCUCUCUUUUCACUCUCGGAUCACAUCAAAAAAAAGUUGCAGAAACCCGAACCCUAGUUUUUAUUAAAUUGUUUAUCCUCCAUUUCUUUUUAGCAAAUUAUCCAUUUUCACUUCAACUGUUUCACCUCAGAGCAAAAUCCAUUUCCAGAAACAAAAACCCUAAAAGGUCAUGUGUUUCAAUCAGAUAUCUGCAACGCUUCAGGCCUAUCUCUCUAUUUUGGAGAAAAUUCCAUUUCCAGAUACAAAAACCCAUAACUUUAUGUGUUUUUACUAGAUCUCUGCGACUUUUAGUCCUCCUCCACUCAAAAUGUACAUCAAAGAGAUCUCUUUAGAGGGUUUCAAGUCUUACGCGACAAGAACUGUUGUUCCUGGUUUUGAUCCCUAUUUCAAUGCUAUUACUGGUUUGAAUGGAUCUGGAAAAUCGAACAUUCUGGAUUCUAUAUGCUUUGUGCUGGGAAUCACCAAUCUACAGCAGGUUAGGGCUUCAAAUCUUCAAGAGCUCGUGUAUAAACAGGGCCAAGCUGGGGUGACCAAAGCCACAGUCUCAGUUAUCUUUGAUAAUUGUGAUAGGAGUCGGAGUCCCCUUGGCUACGAGGAAUUUCCAGAAAUUACAGUCACUCGUCAGAUUGUUGUGGGUGGAAGGAACAAGUAUUUAAUCAAUGGGCACCUAGCUCAGCCCUCUCGGGUUCAGAACCUUUUCCAUUCUGUGCAACUGAAUGUGAACAACCCACAUUUUCUUAUAAUGCAAGGGCGCAUAACAAAGGUCUUAAACAUGAAACCACCGGAGAUACUAUCCAUGCUGGAAGAGGCAGCCGGGACUAGAAUGUAUGAGACAAAGAAAGAGUCGGCCCUAAGAACACUUGAGAAGAAACAGACGAAGGUCGAUGAGAUUGAUAAGCUACUUGAUCAAGAGAUACUGCCUGCUUUAGAGAAACUUAGGAAGGAGAAAGGGCAGUACAUGCAAUGGGCAAAUGGAAAUGCUGAAUUAGAUCGACUCAAAAGAUUUUGCAAUGCUUAUGAAUUUGUUCAAGCAGAGAAAAUAAGAGAUGCGGCAAUUGGUGGAGUGGAUCGGCUAAAGGAAAAGAUUGCUGAUAUUCAGAGUAACAUGGAAAAUCUGAAGGCCGAAAUACAAGAGAAGGAGAGAACAAUUGCGACUUUGAGGAGUGAAAAGGAGGCAAAGAUGGGUGGGGAGAUGAAAGCUUUAUCAGAGAAGGUAGAUGCUCUCUCACAUGAUCUUGUGAGAGAAACAUCUGCCCUUACUAAUAAAAAAGAUUCUCUCAAGGCUGAGCAAAAGGCUGCACAAAAGAUUAUCAAAGGUAUUGAGGACAGCGAGAAGUCUAUACAAGAAAGAGAUGCUGCUGUUAAAAGAGCAGAUGAUGGAGCGGCGGAUCUUAAAAAGACAGUGGAGGAUCUUUCCAGGAAAUUGGAAGAGCUUGAAAAGGAAUACCAGGGGGUUCUUGCUGGCAAGAGCAGUGGAAAUGAGGAGAAAUGUCUCGAGGAUCAACUAGUGGAUGCUAAAGCCUCAGUUGGCAAUGCUGAAACAGAAUUGAAACAAUUGACUACAAAAAUAAACCACUCCGAGAGAGAACUAAAGGAGAAGAAGAAACAGUUAAUCUCCAAGUGCCAGGAGGCCUUGGCAACAGAAAAUGAGCUGAAAUCUAAGAGGAAAGAUGUGGAGGAUGCAAAAUCUGCACUGGAAUCUGUUGUUUACGAGGAGGGUCAAAUGGAAACCUUGGAAAAGGAGCGUGUUGAGGAAUCGAAGCUGGUUCAGAGGUUGAAGGAUGAUAAUCGGGCUCUCUCAGCACAGUUGGGAAAUGUUCAGUUCACAUAUCGUGACCCCACAAAGGAUUUUGAUAGAUCUAAGGUGAAAGGAGUUGUGGCUAAACUCAUUAGGGUGAAGGAUAGCUCUGCAUUGACUGCUAUAGAGGUUACAGCUGGGGGAAAGCUGUAUAAUGUUGUUGUAGAUACAGAACAGACAGGAAAGUUAUUGCUUGAAAGAGGUGACCUUCGAAGACGAGUAACAAUUAUACCUUUAAACAAAAUCCAGUCCAAUAUCAUCAACCAAAGGGUGCAACAGGCUGCAGUCAGGAUGGUUGGCGAAGGUAAUGCUCAAUUAGCACUUUGCUUGGUUGGAUAUGAUGAAGAUGUAAAGAAUGCAAUGGCCUUUGUGUUUGGGUCAACAUUUGUGUGCAAAAGUUCUGACAUUGCAAAGGAGGUUACAUUCAAUAGAGAAAUCCAAGUACGCAGUGUAACUCUUGAGGGAGAUAUUUUCCAGCCAAGUGGUCUUCUUACCGGUGGUAGUCGCAAAGGUGGAGGUGACUUGUUAGGACACCUUCAUGCGUUAUCAGAAGCAGAGUCAAUGCUCCAUAGACAUCAAGAGAGACUAUUGAAAAUCACAGAUGAGAUUGCCCGUCUUCAGCCUCUUCAAAAGAAAUUCAUGCACCUGAAGUCACAGUUGGAGCUGAAGUUGUAUGACCUCUCGCUUUUUGAGGCUAGGGCUGAACAGAAUGAGCAUCAUAAGCUUGGUGAACUGGUAAAGAAGCUUGAGGAAGAGCUUGAGGACGCAAAGCUUGAAGUGAAAAGGUGUCAAGCUCUGUAUGAAACAUGUGUUGCUAAUGUCUCAUCUCUUGAGAAAUCUAUAAAGGACCAUGGCAAAGAUCGCGAGGGUAAACUAAAAACUUUGGAUAAAAAUAUAAAGUCGGUAAAAGCUCAGAUGCAAUCGGCUUCUAAGGAUCUUAAGGUACAUGAAAAUGAGAAAGAGAGGCUUGUUAUGGAAAAGGAAGCUGCUGUUCAUGAGAAGACCUCUUUGCAAAGUCAGUCAGCUUUUGUAGAGGCACAGAUUAAGGUUAUGGCUGAAGAAGUCGAUGGACUAACCAGCAGGGUAGAUUCCAUCAAGAAAGAGUAUGAUAAAGCUCAAUGUGAACUCAAUGCAUGCCGGACAAAGUUGAAAGAUUGCGACGAGGAUAUUGUUUGCUUUACCAAGGAGCAGCAGACACUUCAACAGAAACUGAGUGAUGCAAAUGUUGACAAAAAGAAAUUGGAAAAUGAGGUGAAACGGAUGGAAUUGGAACAAAAAGAUUGUUCUUCCAAAGUGGAUAGACUAUCGGAGAAGCAUAGCUGGAUUGGUGCUGAGAGGCACCUUUUUGGCAGAGGUGGUACUGAUUAUGACUUCUCAUCUCGUGAUCCCCAUAAAGCAAAGGAGGAAUUCGAAAGGCUGCAGGCUCAACAAUCUGGCCUAGAGAAGAGGGUCAACAAGAAAGUUAUGGCAAUGUUUGAGAAAGCUGAAGAUGAAUUCAAAGAUCUGAUAUCGAAAAAAAAUAUUAUUGAGAAUGACAAGUCAAAAAUUAAGAAGGUGAUUGAAGAGCUGGAUGAGAAGAAAAAGGAGACCUUAAAAAAUACAUGGGUUAAAGUAAACAAAGACUUUGGAUCCAUCUUCUCUACACUUCUUCCAGGAACAAUGGCAAAGCUUGAACCUCCAGAAGGUGGAACGUUUCUAGAUGGUCUUGAGGUGCGUGUUGCUUUUGGAAGUGUUUGGAAGCAAUCACUAUCAGAACUUAGUGGUGGCCAGAGAUCUCUGCUUGCUCUCUCACUCAUCUUGGCUUUGCUGCUCUUCAAACCAGCACCGCUAUAUAUACUUGAUGAGGUUGAUGCGGCUCUUGAUUUAAGCCAUACGCAGAAUAUCGGGAGAAUGAUUAAAACCCACUUCCCACACUCCCAGUUUAUUGUGGUUUCUCUAAAGGAAGGCAUGUUCAACAAUGCCAAUGUCAUCUUCCGGACAAAAUUUGUAGAUGGGGUUUCCACAGUCCAGAGAACUGUUGCACCAAAACAGAGCAAAGCAUCUUCUGGCAAGACACCAGCUCGAAUGCCAUUAUCUGAAAAUCAGACCUUGCAGUGAUCGGUAUAUGGAUAGAACAUCCUUAGAAGUUUCAAUGGCAGCAAAGCAGGUUUGUUUCCUAACAGAGAAUCAAAACUUGUAGUGUCUGGCUUUGAGCUUGAGCUAUUGACUCUUGCAUUACUGCAUCCCAAGUAUGAAUCCUAUCGUUGAACUAUUGAAAACGAAAAAGGAAAAUAAGGAAAGAACUAAAAUUUCAAGAAUUCUGGUGAUUCUUUUGUGAACUUGUGGAGAAUUUGUUGCCAAUUCUAAGAGGAUACAUUGGUGGUUGUUGAUUUUGUGGAAGGCUUUGUUGUGUUUAAUUGUUAAGCUCACAUGGCUUCCAUGUAAAUGUAAUAGAGUUAUGUAUGCCUUGUAGAAGUGCUGUUUUGGAAAGAGGAACUGGUGAUGCCUUUUAUUACCAAGCUAAGAUUGUUUUA